AUGAUGUCUCGUUCUACAUUCCUGACAACAUCAACGUCGCCAUUCGACGCAAGUGAGACGCCAUCUCAUCCUACAACAACAAAUGCAACUACAGAUCGUACAAGUACUCUUCGUUUUCAUCAUCGUUUAAUGCCGACUAUUUCAACAAAUGGUAGAUCACAUGAAACAGUACCUAUUGUUUUUGUUCAAUCAGCAACAACAUCAAAUGAUUCAUUAACAACGCCAACAACAACUACUACUACUGCUCAACAUAAAUCUGUCGUACGUCUCAAUCCAAAAUUGAAAAGAAAUUUAAGAGAUACACGUCGAUCAACUGGUAUUCAACCAGAUGAAGUUUCAUUAGCUAAUGCAACUAAUGAUACACCUCUUAAUGCUGAUGAUGAAGAGGAAGACAAAGUAGGUGCAUGCAGUCAAUUUCUCACAAUCCCUGGUAAUGAAUCCAUUGAAUCUUACGAUCAUAAUCGAACAAGUCCUCCAAAACCGGUGUUUAAAGUUAGUCGACUACAACCAACAUUCGAGGAAAAUUCUCGUCAUUCAUUUGAAAAAUUGUCAAUCAGUCGUGCGGAUCCUUUUGUAAUGACAUCAUCACCAUCACCAUCACCAUCACCAUCGAAUACAUUUUCCAACACAUCAUCAAUAAUAUUUCGACCUGAAGAAUUCAUUCUACGUCGGCAACCAUCUGAUGAAGAUCCUCCAACAGUAAAGCGUCGACAACUUGACGAACGUGUUUGUAUACUUGAAUCACUUGUCCGUGAUAAAGAUUCAAUUAUUCUUGAUUUACAACGUCAACUUGAAAGAGUUACACGAGAUUUAAAAGAUGCCGAACAACAAAUGUAUGUAUUACAACGAGAUAAAUUAACAUUAAUAAAAACUUUAACAAAAUUACAAGACCCAAAAUCUUCGUCAGGUGGAGGAGGAGGUGGAGGAGAUCGUCCAACAUCACCAAAACGAACUGGUUUUAUAACAAGAAGUUAA
Molecule: messenger RNA, 975 nt
Organism: Rotaria sordida
Lineage: Eukaryota; Metazoa; Rotifera; Eurotatoria; Philodinida; Philodinidae
Source: the annotation of a GenBank genome assembly